Opisthocomus hoazin is the source of this 780-nucleotide messenger RNA. The record is from RefSeq and is a predicted model, not a curated record. Lineage: Eukaryota; Metazoa; Chordata; Aves; Opisthocomiformes; Opisthocomidae.
AUGCACCCUAGGAGCACCUGUGGUUUGCCUGAAGAGCAGAGGGCUGCUCAAACCUGUACGGCCACCCCAGGGGAUCUCCUUCGUGCUUUGGUCACCGUUAUUCUCCGAUUCAGCCUUCUAGCUCUCUGCCAGCUUCCACAGAGCUAUUCACCAGUCGCUCUGCGACCAGAGCUCUUCUCCUUCCUGCACCAGGAAGUUUUGGGUGAGGAUUGUCAGGCGUAUAUUGAUCAUCAUGGCAAUGCACAACCUGCAAAAUCCUGUCCCAAUUUCUGCUGUGGAGACUGCGUGCAUCGAUACUGUUGCUCUACCGAGUUCUUAAGAUUUGAUGAAGAACAACAGCUCCAGUGUAUUCUGCCUGAUGGAAGUUUUGGAACCCUUGUUGCGAUUGGAGUUACUGUUUGUGCAGUGAUUGUAGUUACUAUUAUUCUGUGCCUCACCUGUUCCUGUUGCUGUUUGUAUAAAGCAUGUCGAAGACCACGGCCUGUUGUGGCCACCACUACUUCCACUACAGUGGUUCAUGCUCCCUAUCCCCAACAACAGGGAGUGCCACCCAACUACCCAGCAGCCCCGUACCAAGGAUAUCAGCCGGUGGCUAUCCAGCCACAACCGGGAAUGCCGGUAGCGCCGUACCCUGCACAGUAUCCUCCCCCUUACCCCAUGCAGCCAUCAGGACCCCCAGCUUAUCAUGAAACAGUGGCAGUUGGUGCUGGAGCACCUUAUCCAGUCAGCCAACCACCUUACAACCCUGCUUAUAUGGAUCCUCAGAAGCCCACCUAUUGA